Messenger RNA from Rubroshorea leprosula, 1538 nucleotides. The record is from the annotation of a GenBank genome assembly. NCBI's taxonomy places the organism in Eukaryota, Viridiplantae, Streptophyta, Magnoliopsida, Malvales, Dipterocarpaceae.
GAACCUUUAGCUGCAAAAGACACCUACAAAGCGACGCUUAACCACGACGGUGACGCCGACGCCGACGCCGACGCCAAACGCCUCCAUUUCUCUCUCUUUCUCACCCUCAAACAGCAUCUGAAAGCCAAGUAAUCCGCAUCCGAUCAUGGUAAAAUUCGCGUGAAAUUUACGCGGAUUUUGCCCAACUAGGCUGGGUGGUGGUAGUAGCAGCGGUGGUGGUGGUGAUCGCGGUGGUUAUACGAUUGGCGUGAUGGGAUUUUGCAUAUGUCCUUUGGAAACUCCGGCGAGGUUGCUAUGGACUACUAGUUUCUUCCGCCACAAGCUCAUGAUCAUCUAAUUUAUAGCAAACAAAGUCUUUGCGUGUGGAGUUUUCAGUUACCUACAUAAGUAAUAAUCUUCGUGUGUUCGACGGCAGAAACCGCCGGAAAUUUGAACACAGAUAUAUAUAGAUAUCCGUAUACAUAAGAGUCGGAGAAGGCGAGAAGCCGAUGAUGGAUUCUGGCCGUUUUUUCUUCGAUCCAUCCGCUCGCCACCGCAACCUGGUGUUCCUCGGGAACGGUGAUGGUGUUUUUCGAGACGCAAGGAUGCUGAACAUGGGAGAGAACCCAAAGAGGCGACCUUUCUUCAGUUCGCCGGAGGACUUGUAUGAGGAUGAGUAUUUCGAUGAGCAGUUACCGGAAAAGAAGCGCCGUCUUACGCCGGAGCAGGUUCAUUUGCUGGAGAAGAGCUUCGAGGCAGAGAACAAACUGGAGCCGGAGAGGAAGACCCAGUUGGCGAAGAAGCUGGGUAUGCAGCCAAGGCAGGUGGCUGUGUGGUUCCAGAACCGCCGUGCAAGGUGGAAGACCAAGCAGCUUGAAAGGGACUAUGAUCUCCUCAAAUCUUCUUAUGAUUCCCUUGCUUCAAACUAUGAUUCUGUGGUCAAGGAGAACGAGAAGCUCAAAUCCGAGGUUGCUUCUUUAACUGAGAAACUUCAAGCUAAGCAAGUGGUUACAGAGCAAACAACAAAUCAAAAGGUUGAUCCAAUCCCGGCUGAAAUUGUCCAUGUUUCAGCUGCUCUCCAACACAGUGUGAAGGUUGAGGACCGGCUGAGUUCUGGUAGUGGUAGGAGUGCGGUGGUGGAUGGGGAUAGCCCGCAGCUUCUGGACAGUGGUGAUUCAUACCUUCAUUGUGAUGAAUUUCCCGGCUGUGUGGGACCUGUAGAUGGUGUCCAGUCUGAGGAGGACAAUGGCAGUGAUGAUGGCCAGAGCUACUUAAAUGUGUUUGCAGCCGCUGGUCAGGAGCAGCAGCAUCAUGAAGAGGCUUUAGAGUGGUGGGUCUGGUCAAACUAGGAUGCUUCACCUUCUACUAGCUAGUAAUUAGUCCCUUUUAUACGUUUUGUAUUGUAUUGCUAUUGUAAUAUGAGUAUGAGAGCUUUGAAUCUUAAGAAAAACCCUGGAAGGUAAAGCAUAAAAACAAUAAAAAAAGAAUAAUGUAAACUCAGCAAACUAGUGGCUACUGCCCUCUGUAUAGGGAUUAUUGAAUAAGAUUGCUUCUCGGUC